AAAUCGCACUUCUCGGAGUGAGAGCGUAGAGCUGCGUAUUGUCAAUAGAUUGAUUCGAAUAACUGGGUCGGGGCCGGCGAUGGUUGCUCCGGCCCCCGUAGAGCAGCCCCUUCGAUGACUGGAUGACCCAUCUCGAUCUGUGCCAGACUUAGUGCCUUACCCCAUCGUUUGAACCAUGCUCAAUAUACCAUUCUUGAGCAGGUUCAUUCAAAAAACUAUAAAGCGGCAAAAGGUUGCUGAUUCCGUUGAUUACCUCAACUACUAUGUGACCUCAAUGAUGCUUGCUUUCUUUGCUUUGGCAAUAUCUGCAAAGCAGUAUUUUGGAUCUCCUAUACAAUGUUGGGUACCGAGUGAAUUUAGAGGUGGCUGGGAAAAAUAUGCUGAAGACUAUUGCUUCAUUGCAAAUUCGUACUAUGUACCAUUUGAGGAAGAAAUCCCAACUGAUAUUGAACAUAGGCAAGAUCACAUCAGCUAUUAUCGAUGGGUUCCGAUCAUGUUGGCGCUGCAGGCCAUAAUGUUCUUUAUACCUAACUGGAUCUGGAACAUGCUCCAUAAGCAAACCGCCAUCAAUCCAAGAGCUUUUCUUACCGAAGCCGAGAAGGUUCGGUUCGCAGUUGGGGAAAAGCGAGAACAAGAGAUCAAAUCACUCGCUAACUACUUCAUGGAUACUGUAGCAGUAUUCAGCUACCCAGGCGACUACAAGAUGAGCAAACGCACAGCUCCACGCUCUGGCUACAAUGCGAUGUGGCUAUAUCUAUUCACCAAGGCCGCGUAUGUCGCCAAUAUCUGUCUGCAGCUGGUCAUUCUCAAUCACUUCAUAGGAGGCGAUUUUAUGCGAUGGGGUUACGAGACGGCAACGAAUAUAAUCCACGGAAACGAAUGGAAAGAGACUUCCGUCUUUCCUCGCGUUAUCAUGUGUGACUUCCAGAUUCGAAGACUCGCAAAUCUUCAAAGACACACAGUUCAGUGUGUUAUAAUGAUGAACAUGAUCAAUGAGAAGUUGUAUCUGUUCUUGUACUUUUGGUUCCUUUUCUUAGGUGUAGUAACUAUUAUUAACUUUUUCUACUUCUUCUGUGUCAUGCUUGUACCAACACUUAGAGCUAAGCUCGUCCUCUUCAACAUCGACACUAAGCGCAACCGCGGAUUGUCCCAAGGAGAAAUGAGGCGAUUUAUUCACGAAUGUCUUCACCCAGAUGGAGUAUUGUUGCUACAGUUCGUUCGUGAGCACGUUGGUGGGCGUAUAGCUUUCGAUCUCGUCAAUAGACUGUUCACCAUGUAUGCUGAGAGUGAUAACUUUUCGAACACUUCAACGAAGAAGCAGCCUAUUUCACCUAUUGAGAAAUAUUCGCGACCGCCACAUCUUAGCAAUUAUCCUCGUGAUCCAGCCCGGGCCUACUAUCCGGCUCUAAGCUCUGCCCCGAUGCUUGAAGACUACAUGGAUCAUGGCACGAUGAAAAUUGGCGAGAAAAACACACCACCUCCUCCACUCGAUCAGCCGCCUCGACACAGUCCAACCGAUGUCUAACUACUAACAUCUUCGAGCUCCUUGUGCAUUUUACGAGUUCCAUCGCAGGUGUUGUCUCUCAAGCCUCAGGGGGUGCAUAACCUCACCGCCAUACUGUAAAUAGACUCAUGUUUAAGCAUAUCAUGAAUUGCGUUGAUCGUAUUUAGCCUUUCUCGAAAUAAGAGUCGGAUCUGGUAGAUCUCACUCGAAUUUGUGU
Cylicocyclus nassatus is the source of this 1721-nucleotide messenger RNA. Lineage: Eukaryota; Metazoa; Nematoda; Chromadorea; Rhabditida; Strongylidae. The record is from the annotation of a GenBank genome assembly.